This is a messenger RNA of [Torrubiella] hemipterigena, 1303 nucleotides long. The record is from the annotation of a GenBank genome assembly. Lineage: Eukaryota; Fungi; Ascomycota; Sordariomycetes; Hypocreales; Clavicipitaceae.
GUUGCCCCCUCUCCGGUCUCUCUAAGCCUCUAGACGCCACGCUGCCGCCUUCAGCGCAUGCACCGUUGGCCGCAUACUGCACUGGCACUGCCUUUAAACAUUGCCCCUCACCCACCCCAACCCACUGUGUAAGUCCCGCGCCGAUCCAUUGCCAUCGUCCAUCUUGCCUUUUCCAUCGUCAACGGAUUGGAAAUAUCAUUUGCGUAAUUCCACGCGUCAUCAUCAAGAAACCAUCGUCAAUUAUCUGGCGCCGGCGCCUUUUAUCUGUCUUUUGAAAGCACGCCGCCGUUUUGGGCUCUUCACGUUGGUGACAUAUAUGACGUAGCCUGUGCUGCGUCAACUACUCACCUUGAUUUUUGGCCUUGAACAAAUACAAUCGCGCAGAAAACUUGUAAACAAUGGAGGUAUCACCAAAUAUUCCUGUCAAAAUCUCCUUCCAUGGACAGGAAGCAGAUGCAAAGGUCUUUAUUGCAAGCACCUUUACUAAACCAGCUUGGGAACUUCUCGAAAUGGAGGCGAAUACUUUGGAUGGUAGUGACGCCUACUUCACCAAGACAUUUCACCCCAAGCAGGGGAAAGACUACUACUAUCGCUUCCGAAUCGGAAGAGAUGGCGAAUGGACUGUUGAUGAAAGCAAGCCCAUAGGCGCAGACGAUAAUGGCCAUCGUGUAAAUAUUUUCAACGCCAUCCCAGGAGAGCCUGUAAACACGUUAGGGGAGGCUGGGGCGACCCAAGAUAACCACUCCAAGGCGCCAUUGUUCGCUCAUGAGUGCCUUGGUGCCUACGAAAUCACCGAUGAGGAUCUUGAUGACGAGCCCAUCGAGAAGACAGUUCCUAGGAAGACCCAGCCCAUGGUACCCAAUGCAGACAACGUUGAUGUUAAUGAUCCGACUUUAGAGGAGUUCCCUUGCGACCGAGAUGCGAUUAUGGGGACGCUCAGGAAGAUCCAGUCCAGCACGGAUGUAGCAAUUAUGGAUGACGGUACAGGACGAGCAAGCAUGGAUUCUUCGAAUGGUAACAGCCCACCAUCAUCUUCUCUCAGCCCAGCGUCAAAUAGGCGCCGUGGAAAUUCCUACGGCAGCCAGACCAGCGAGAAGCCACUCACGGCUCUCAACUCGAUUUCGGAAUAGCAAUACUGGGCGGAUGUCGCCGCUUAAUGAUACACGGGAUUUGCUUUGUUGUCUUUAGUACGGCGUAAAGAAUGAAAGCCUCUGGUGCAUGCUGCAUCAGGUGUGCAGGACAUAGUGCCAUAGAGGAGUAGCUCAACUAUGAUAUUCAAUUUUAUUUCUUCAAUUCUUCAAUU